UUGAAAGCGCUAAGACAUAGCAAGCGGAAGAAGCAGGCCAGGCCGUAAACCAGCCCAAGCGAAGAAGGUGAAUGCCGAGCAGCCAUCAGACAUCAGACAUCAGCCGUCAAGAAGUGUGGCAAAGUAGAAAAUCUGUUAAUUAAGGCGCCUGUGAAAAGUGUGAAAAAAUCAGCAGCAUUCGAACAGAAAAUCAGCGAAACGGAAGAGCAAAUCCAUAGAAAAGUGAAAAUUAUUUUUUUUAAGUGGAGUAAAAACAGUGGUUCUGCCGCUUGCAACAGGAAAUAGCAGCAGGAGAAUCGGAGGCGAUCAGAGCAGUGUGAGGCGGCAGAGAGUGGACCAGAACAGGAGUGGACCCAAUCUGAGUUUGGCAUUUGAGUGAAACAAAAGCCGCAUAGCCGCAGAGCCACAGAGCCACAGAGACACGAAAAAACAUAAAUAAAUAAAAAUGAAAGCUGGCCGCGCCUUUGGCUGCCUCUUCUGGGCCCUGCUCUAUUGUGUGCUCUACCUGGACCUCGUCCACAGCGAUGACGAGCUGCUGGACUUUGACUUUGCGGAUGCCAAGGACCCCACCAUCACGGACGACUGGCAGCUGGACGACUUGGAGGAGCAGCAGGCCGAACAGAAGCUAGAGUCGAAUAUGCUGGACUUCAGUGUGGAUCUGGACGAGCCGGAGCCAGAGAGGCAGAUCCCACAGUUCGACUGGCGCGAAAAGGUGCUGCGGAAUGCCCUGUCGAAAGCCCUCACCGACGAGGGUCUGCGCCAGAAGUUCGUCGAGGUGAUGCCCAUUCUCCGGGUGCUCUCCUCCCAGCAGCGAUUGGCUCUCUCGGCUCUCAUCUCGGCCCAGAUGAAUGCCAAACAGGGACACGAUCUGAGAUUAGAACAGGUCCGCAUGAUGUUUGGCAAUGACAAGAAGCUCAUUCUGCCCAUUGUCUACGAUCUGGCCAAUCUGGUGAAGAGCUCCACCCGCAAGUAUCUCAAUCUGGGCUCCGACCUGGCUUCGGCAGCACUCCUUCAUACGGCUCCAGUGAAGCGCAAGCAGGAUCAGCUGACUGUGGAGGAGUCCCCGCUGAAACGCAGGCAGGAUCAGCUGACUGUGGAGGAGUCCGAGCAGGAUGAUCAUGUGGGCACCAUCGAUGUCAGUGCCGCACCCACAGAGGAUGCCGCCUCUUUGGAGGAUUUCUUCGAAGAGAUGCAAUCCGAUGUGCUCGAUCCGCAGAUGAUCAAUGAGGCCCUGCAGUCGGCGGAUAUGAAGAGGAACUCCUCGAGCAAGGAUGCAAGGAGCAGGGUGCGACGAUCGGCCAAUGAGUUUGUCCACAAACUGACCCGCUCCGUGCCCGUUUCGGUGACAGAGCAACAGCUCCUGGGGGGCAUAGCAGGACGCACCAUCCGCCUGAACACGACCUCUUUUCAGCAGCCCAGCAGCGGCGCCAAUAAUCAGUCCUAUGUGGAGAUCGAGGAUCUCGCGUUUGCCGGUCUCAAUGGCACGGAUGUGAUUCCCCUGAACGCCGAUGAGCGCUUGGAUCUGCAGCGAAACAGCGCCGAGGAGCCGUUGCCGGAGGAGCCACUGCCGAGUCCAGAAGAACUGAUUGCCGGUCCGCGGUACCGUCUGGGCAAGCGGCCACAUCCUGGCCAGAAGUCGGCGGCGCCCGUCAAACGAAAGAGGGUACAGAGCGGGUCUCGGGGCAGGCCCAAGACCUCGGCCAGCUCCCACAAGCCACUGGUGGUGCCGCCGGCGGUGGCGCAACGAAAAUGCGAACGCUUCACCAGCAACAUGUGCAUCCGCACCGAUGACUAUCCGCUCGAACAGAUCAUGGGCAGCAUACGGCGGCACAAGAACGCCAUGUCCGCUCUUCUGGCCGAGUUCUACGACAAACCCAACAACAAUCUGGAGUUAAGCGAGGAUUUCGAUGACUUCAGCCUCACGAAGAAGCGGCGAGAGGACGAGGGCAACAGUGCCGGUGGCAUGUGCCUGAGCGUGGUGCGUUACGCCCGACCGCAGAAGGCCAAGUCCGCUUCCGGGGAGUGGAAGUACAUCGUGAACACGGGCCAGCACACCCAAACUCUGAGACUGGAGAAGUGCAGCAAUCCUGGGGAGAGCUGCUCGUACUUGGCGCAGACAUACCGCUCGCACUGUUCGCAGGUCUACAACUACCAUCGUCUGCUCAGCUGGGACAAGGUGCGGGGCCUGCAUGUGGACAUCUUUAAGGUGCCCACCUGCUGCUCCUGCCAGGUGGAUGGCUAUCGCCAGCAGUUCCCGCCUCUGUCCUCCAUCCAGGCCAAGGACUACUCGCCGCUGGCCAACUUUAAGCCGGAGAGUGUCGGCUCGAAUGGCUACAGCACCAUCAAUGAGGAGGACCUGGACUAUGCCGAGGACAGCGAAGAGGAUGAGCUGGGUCUGGGCCUGCGCUAUCCGACCUUCAACGGGCGCGACACCAACGAACUGUAUGCCGGCAGCAAGAAGAUGCGCGCCUCGACCAGCGUGGGCCCGUAUCUGAGUCCGCCCGAUGACGAUGUCGAGGAGGAUCCACGGUACGGUGGCAUUGGCAGUGGCUACAAGAGUAGCCACCACAACCACAAGGGUGGAGCCGGUGCUAGCUCGAAGAAAUAUUACAGCCAGGCGAGCCGACGCCGGCCGCAUCAGCAGCAGCAGCAGAAUGAGGCGCGAGUGGACUUGGAUUUGGCGCCAAGUGAGAUGCACACCGACCAAGAGGUAAACGUAAACCCAUUUGCUGGCCCAGUGCUCAGUGCUGGGGAGAAGCCCAUCCAGCGUCUGCCCAUCAAUCGCAAGCGUAUUUAUACCUCCACCCACCCCAACACAGCAGCCGCCGCAACCGCCGCAACUUCAGCAGCAGCAUCAUCAUCUGCAUCAUCUGCAUCGUCCGCUGGAGGAGUCCGGCUUCGCUUACCACAGACCACAAGCCUACCAGCCCGAACAGGAACCGCUGCCAUCAUCAGCUCCCAUUCCAGUGGCUCCAGUGCCCAUCAUGCCACCCAUGCCCAUCAAGCAGCCGCAGCAGCCGCCGCAGCAUUCCCUGCUGCAUCCUCAACAGCUGCGACAUCUCAGCCUGCCUUCAACCAGCGCAACCACCACCUCGGUGGGGGCGGGGGCGGGGGCAGUGGUGGGAAGUCGCGACCCCGCUUCUAUGCACCCCCAGCGACCACGCCCCUGGCAGUCGCACCAAUCCCAAUCUCAGUGGCAGCCAGCCAGCCAGCGUCGCCUCUUCCGACCGAGCGCACCACACAGCAUCAGCAACAGCAACAGCAACAGCAACGGCAACAGCAGGGCCACCAGCAGCAGCAUCAGUCGACGCCACUACCACAGCCGCCGGCCUCCGUCUACCAUGUGAACUCCAUUUACACGAGCAGCGGCGGGAGUAGCAGCAGCGUCGAUGGUGCCUCGGCUGGGCCAAGUAACGGCACCAAGCGCAUCAACUACAACUACCAUCCCAUCAUAGACUUCUUCGAGAAGAGCAGCAGGAGGGCAGAGCAGACAUUGGCAGUGACUCCCGGAGGAUUAGGAUUAGGACUAGGAGACUACGAUAUGGAGGAGUCACGUCUGAUGGAGCAGCGUGUCCGUCCAGCUGCGGGCAUGGGCAUGGGCAUUGGCAUCGGCAUGGGCACAGGCACAGGCACUGGCACUGGCAUGGCCACUGGAGUCUUUCAGCAUCCCAUUCCGAUUCCCACAACCUCCCAUGAGCGUCGCAUGGGCUUUGGUGCUGGUGGUGCUGGUGGUGCUGGUGGCGUGGUGGGUGGUCUCGGUGGUGCUGGUGCUGGUUUGGGUGGCGGCCGGCAGGGCUUUGCCAAUGACAAUGCCUGGCAGCCCAUGGUUGUGGCGCCCUAGUAUACAUAAGUCGCAUGAUUCCGCCCCUGCCUCCAACUCGAAAUCCCACUACCCCUCCUCUAACGUAUUAACAGCGCCGAACCGUGUGCUCGUCUGCCGCUCUCUUGCCCCUCUCCUAGGCUCCAGGAAGAGCAUAAUCAAGUAGUUGUCUAAUCUCCACUCCCCCCAUGCCACCCCCCCUUCUAAUGUUUAACCAUCUAUGUUUAUCUAUUUAUUUAUUUAUUUUGUAGUGUGUAGUGAAAAAAAAGGAGGAAGAAAGACCUAUUUUCGGGGAUCGUCGCAAGAGUUUU
Molecule: messenger RNA, 4131 nt
Organism: Drosophila miranda
Lineage: Eukaryota; Metazoa; Arthropoda; Insecta; Diptera; Drosophilidae
Gene: NT1
Product: neurotrophin 1
Exons: 6
Coding region: 446-3841 (1131 amino acids)
Biological process (GO): regulation of Toll signaling pathway; central nervous system formation; innate immune response
Cellular component (GO): extracellular region
Molecular function (GO): growth factor activity; Toll binding
Source: RefSeq, a predicted model, not a curated record